AUGGAUGAUUCGUCAGUCAUAACACCAUGUGACGACGGCUCGUGCUGCUGCGUAUCCAACAGGAGUACGGCAGUAGCACUGAUAGAUAUGUUGGCAAGUGAAGACAGUUGCGAAUGCGACGAGCUGAUGGAGUAUGUUAACUCGAUCAGGCAGCUACUCGUCACGCUGUUCCAGAUGGCAAACACGCUGCUUCUUCUCGCCGCUAUGGUUGAGAGCGCGUUUCUAGUACAAAUAUACAUAUGGUAUGUCCUUGGUUUUGUCAUAAUGGGCCUCGUCGUGUCUCUACUUGGUUUCUUGUUCAAACUGAGGGUUGAGAAAUUGUGGACUUCUAUUAAUUUUGUGUCGGAAGUCGCAUUUCUUUUUGUAAUAUUCCGAUGUUUGCCGAUAGUGGAUUUGUACAGAAAACGCGUCGAAGUCAAGUGAUUGAAUGCAAAGAUUUUUGUAAAAAUUAACUAUGUAUUAUUAUCGAAUAAAUAUUUUAAGUGUA
This is a messenger RNA of Manduca sexta (tobacco hornworm), 487 nucleotides long. RefSeq lists its product as uncharacterized. Bases 1 to 423 code for a protein of 140 amino acids. Lineage: Eukaryota; Metazoa; Arthropoda; Insecta; Lepidoptera; Sphingidae. The record is from RefSeq and is a predicted model, not a curated record. The transcript is spliced from 4 exons.